UAGACCGGAGAGUGUGAAAGAGUGGAGAGGCUGAGAGACUGAGAUAGACCCAGAGAGUGGUGGCAGCUUGGAAACUGAACCCCUGAACGUGUAGAGCGACCUCCACGAGUCAGGGCUCCAGGCUGCCUCAGACCUCCAUUAGUCGGGCUCCAGGCUGCCUCAGACCUCCCCGAGUCUUGGCUCACGGCUGCCUCAGACCUCCACUAUAGUCUGACUACAGGCUGCAUCAGACCUCACACCGACCGACCGGUUGUAGAGCGACCUCCACGAGGCUCAAGGCUUCCUCGGAUCUCACACCGACUGACCGGGUGUAGAGCGACUUCCAGACUAACCAGAGACAACUUCAGUGAUCACCUUAACACCCGGGCGAUAUAUCACAGAGACGGACUGACAUUAACAUCGGCGGAACGUGUUUCCUGUACCCAUGCUGCUCUUGUUGGCCGCUGGGGUCUGACACAAACUUGCGUGAGUGUCGAGUUGAGAAACACAGGAAGGAGCCAUGAAACGGAUGUGCCCCCGUGAAGCAUGCGUUCAGCACGUCUCCUCCGGCUCCCGGUGCUACUGUCGGUAGUCUGACAGGGUAGCCGAGGCGUAACUGGGGAGCUGCCGUUUUCUUCCAUCCGUCUGGAUCCAAACCUUCACCUGGAUCCAAACCUUCAUCUGCCUUAGUUUUGUGACCGUCACGGCUUCGGGAGAAUCUGUGUACUCUGUGAGAAACUAUGGGGACCCAGGGCGCAGGAAGGAAGAGAAACCCGAACAAGGAGAGGUCGACGGCGGAGGAUGACGCCCUCAACCUCAUAGCCAGAGAGGCUGAGGCCCGGCUAGCAGCUAAGAGAGCAGCCAGGGCCGAGGCCAGAGAGAUCCGCAUGAAGGAGCUGGAGCGACAGCAGAAGGAGAUCUUUCAGGUCCAGAAGAAAUAUUAUGGGCUGGAUACCAAAUCAGAAGACAGAGGGGACACCAAGUGGGGAAACAUUGAACAAUGGAUGGAGGACAGUGAGCGCUACUCACGCCCGUCACGGACCACCACGCUUUCAGAUGAAGAUGAACGGAUGUCCGUGGGGAGCCUGAGCAGCGUCAGGAGCUCCUCCUUGCACUCGCACAAGAAGUCAAAGAAAAAGAAGAAGCACAAGCACAAAGACAGAGAUGACAACGGCUGUGAUGACGGUUACAGUGUGAUAUCCAGCCGGAGCUCCAAGCUCAGCGACGAGAGCAGAACCUCUCGCUCUUCCAGGCUUGACCUUACGAGCUCCCGAUUGAGUGAGGACAGCCGGCUCUCACGGGGGUCCCGACUAGACCUGCAGACGGCCCCCUAUGCCUCCUCUGAGCUGUACAGCUCCUCUCUCUCCAGACAGCCAGCCUCUCUGUACAAUGGCUACCAGUCCUACUCUGGGCUCCUCAGCCAGAUCUCCUACAAGCGGCAUCGUAGGAGCUCGCUGUAUGAGGACGGCCUGGGCAGUGCUUCCCGGCGGGUCAUUGGCUCCAGCUCUCGACCGUCAGACUACAGCAGCUACCGGGGGUCCAACUCCAGAGCCUCGUCCCGGGCCAGCUCGGCCCGCGCCAGCCCAGUGGACAACCACAGCUCUGUGGCCGGCUUCUUGCGGAGCGCGAGCAGCAGCGUUCUCUCAAAGGACCUGGAUGACGUCACUAUCCCUGAUUUCUCAGAUGUGGAGGACAGAGAUUAUAUCGAGAAGGGAUCCCGGGCAGCCUCUGCCUUAACCGCUGGGACCCUCACCGCGUUGGGGGGCACCUCCUCCCGGAGAGGAAGUGGCGAGACGGCCAUCACCGUAGAUAACGAGACGUCCAUACGAGAGAUCAAGGAGAUCCAUGAGCUGAAGGAUCAGAUUCAAGAUGUGGAAUCAAAGUACAUGCAGAACCUCAAGGAAGUUAAGGACGCCUUGGUGGAGGUGGGUGAGAAGUACCGCAAGGCCAUGGUGUCCAACGCCCAGCUGGACAACGAGAAGAGCAACCUGCUGUACCAGGUGGACACGCUGAAGGACUCGCUCACCGAGCUGGAGGAGCUGCUGGCCGAGGCGCGCCGCGAGUACGAGGAGAAGAACAAGGACCACGAGCGGGAGAAGCACGCACACAGCAUCCUGCAGUUCCAGUUCAACGAGGUGAAGGAGACCCUGAAGCAGAGCGAGGAGCUGCUCAACGAUAUCCGCCAGCUGCGCUUGAAGCAGGAUGGUUUCAUCCGAGAAAUAUCGGACCUCCAGGAAACUGUUGAGUGGAAGGAUAAAAAGAUUGGGGCCUUAGAGCGACAGAAAACAUAUACGGACGCGAUCCGAGUGGAACGUGAUGAGUUGAGAGAUGAGGUGGUUCAGCUGAAAGACAUUCUCAAGAAACAUGGCAUCGUUCUGGGACCGGAUCUGAACAUCAACGGGGGUAUUGUUGAGCCAGGAACCGAUGGAUCAUCGGAACCCGGGUCCCCACUGGGUCCAGACCACAUGGCCUCCCCCACAGAGGGCAACAGCAGCAUGCUAGGCAGCGCACUGGAGUCUGAGUUGAGGACUAAACAAGAUGAAGAGGUGGAUUCAGAAGAACCGCAAGAUCGACAAAAACUUGAGGAAGCAGGAGACCGCUGUUUGACCUCUGCUGAAGCCCCUAGUCUUGCUAGUGUUUCCUCCACAGAGACUUCUAGAGACCCCGACUCCACGUGCUGGCCCAAAGUGGAGGACCGUCCAGGAGAAAGUGCCCCUUGCCCAGAGUUAGAUUUAGAAAGUGCCAGUGUAAUCAGAAAUAUACAAACUAGUGCUACAGAGAUGAAGGGGGUCAUAACAGAACAGGAGGAGAUGGUUGAAGAAGGUGCAUUGAGCCAUCGUUUAGAUUUAAUCACAAACAUCGUUAAUAAAGAGGAUUGCAGCGCAGAGUUGAAUGGGGUCAUAUCAGCGCAGGGUGCUGAGCUGGCUGUGAGUGGGGCAGACACAGUGGAAGAGGCUUUGCUCCAGACAAGUACAGAAGGCAUGGAAAACAACCAAAUGAUAACCAAUCUUUCUGAAACCAUUGUGGCUGAGGUCAUGAGGGCCAUUUUAGAAACUCCCAGUAAGGAUUUGCAUGAAGACCAAGCAACUACCAGGGAUAAUAUCCAAUCGCAAAGGAGCAAAGAGGGCCAAUCACCACAGAAAGAUGGAAAUGAAGUGAACCACAUCAAAGAGUCCGUCGGACCAAUCGCCAUGUCCCCUGAUGAGUCAUGCCCAGUCGGACCAAUCACCGCGUCCCCUGUUGAGUCAUCCACCAUCGGACCAAUCAGCAUGUCCCCUGACGAGUCAUCCACAAUAGGACCAAUCAGCAUGCCCCCUGAUGAGUCAUCCACCAUCGGACCAAUCACCGCGUCCCCUGAUGAGUCAUCCACCAUCGGACCAAUCGCCAUGUCUCCUGAUGAGUCAUGCCCGGUCAGACCAAUCGCCAUGUCUCCUGAUGAGUCAUGCCCGGUCGGAACAGUCGCCAUGUCUCAAUCUGAGCCUGGGAACAUUGAGGACAUUGAGAAUGAGGAAUUAGAGAAUGAGGAACUGUCCAACAAACUGCAGACCAAGGGAGCCGGAGGCAAGAAGAAGAAAAAGAAGAGGAAAGGCAAAAAGAAGAAAGCAGGACUUCAGGAGGAGGAGAAGAAGCAAAGUGAGGAGGAUGUAAAUGAAGGAACCACACCAGAGAAUGAGAAAGAAAACAACAAAAAAAAGUUGAGUAGAAAAGAUGAUGGAUCUGAGAUUCUCAGUUCCAGCCCUCUCCAAGUCCUUAAAGGAUCUCAAAUGGAUCCACCACAGGAGAACCAAGAUACAGAUAGUGUUUUGGAACCUGGGAUUGUGGUUGCUCAGGUGAGAAGCUCUGUUUCCAACGCAGAGUCCAAUCUGGACGUGUCCGAUCCUGACACUGUUCACCCACCCUGUUUAGCUAGUCCUAGUCAGGAGAGUGUGCUCCCAGAAAAGGCAGUUGCCUCACAAUUCAAGCCAGAGGUUGCUGCUACUGCAGCAACAGAUGAAACUGGUCCCGUAAAUGAGUUUAUCUCACAUCAUACAACUCCCAACCCUAUAGAGAGCUUUGCAGCCCCAGAUAUGAACAACUAUGGUAAGAAAACUGAAUCAACCAGGUUUAAUGUAGCCAUUGAUUCAUUACAUGCAGCAAAUGAAUCCCCACGUGAGGAUGAGGUGGAACAGUCCAACACCAGCUCCCUUCCAGUGUGUCUGGAGAGCACAUCCAGCCCUCAGGAGCCAUUGGAGACAACUCUAUCCACAGAUCAGGUCACUUUAGGUAACGAUGGGGGGGAUGUGCAUGUCAAGUGUGAGACACCUCUCGGAGAUACUUUUCAGAUAGAGGACUCAGGAGAGCAGAAGGCAGGGAUGGAAGAGGAACAAACCUCCCCUUCUUGUCGUCUACUCGGGGCUGUGGCUCAUUGUGAUGAGCCAGAAAUUGAUGAGUUGGAAAACAUGCUUAAAGUAGAGGGAACUUUAGUCCAAACUGACAACUCUGAAGGAAUAUCCGACAGUGUGUUAGCAGAGGAAACCUUCACUGAGAUUACCAAUGAUAUAUCUAAUCUUCCGAAAGAAGGAACCGUUUUGAAUUCAUCAGUGUUUGAGGAUAAUGUAGAAGGGACAAAUCUUGCCGUCGUCAUUUCUAGUGAAGCAGAAAGAUUAAUUGAGAUCACAGAUGGAGUUGCAAAGAGGAUUUCCUCUCCUGAUCAGAAACAACAUGAUUUAGGAUUGGACAUCUCAGAGGAGCUAGAACAUGAUUCUGGCCAUGUUCCGAAAUUAGAUACGCCUUCAUUUCCUAUGGAAGGCCAGGAGAAUGAAGUGAGUCAAAUCGAGGAACUGAAGAACCAGUCAGAGGAAUUAGCUGAGGUUCAUUCAGUUCAGGAUGAGAAACACAAUGAUAGAGCAUCAGCAAUCACAGAGGAGCCAGAACCUGAACCUGACCAGAGCCAUGUUCAGGAGCUUGAGACGCCUUCAAAUCCGGUUGAAGACCAGGAGAAUAAAGAGCUGGAAACAGAAUCACACCAAGUAAUUCGACUGGACAGUGAUUAUCUUAAUGAUGAGGAUGAAAAUGAUGAAGGACAUUCAUUUGACUUUGACGAAAUGGAUUUAGAGGCUUCGUUAUCCGUUACUUUGACACCAACAAACAAGACACCUGAGAAAGUGACAAGGCUUAUGCCACAAGAUGCAAACAGUGAUGUCUCUGAGCUUGGCCAAUGCGAGGCCUUCCAGAUGAGCGUCCAGAAGGGGUCGGAGCUGCGUCCUGAAGGGGAACCCCUGGAGACCCCCAAACAGACAGAGAAGGCUGAAGGCAUUGCAGGGGGUCCAUUAGGUCACAAAGAUUCCACUUCAUCUCAAGAACCUCAAACCACAACAGGAGAACAAAAUGAGUCCCAAACAGCAGAGGUGGAGAUUGACCAGCUGCUGCGAAGCGUAGCGGAGGAUGUGGGAGGAGUGCAGGAGCAGAGCCACACUUUAGUGGAGGAGGGAGUGGAGCAGCUUGGUGGUUCAGGAGACGUAGAGUUUCAGAUGGGAAGAGAGGCUUUGGGUUCAUCCAUAGCUGGAGGACAUGAAGUCGUCAAAGAUGUGCUGCUUGGCGUUGGGAGUGCAGAGGGUCAGGUUAGCAGGCAAACAGACCCAUGUCCCCCAAAGAUAGAGUCUAAAAACAGCCAGAAAGCAAAGGGAAAGGGCAAGGGGAAGGCCAAAGAGGACUGUAAGAUGUCUUAGUUUUUGUAGUUGUUUACAAAACUUGUAUACAAAGUAUCUUGUCACUUUCCACCAUUCAAUAGUGAACACAAAAGGGACCAAAAAACAGAGGAAUUUACAGGAAUAUUAUUCAAAGAUGUAGUUACAUUUGAGACUUUGAAUGUAUUCAAGAACAUGCUAUUUAUUCAGAUAUGCAUCCACCGACUAGCAGUCUAAAAUCGUUUAUUUUCUUGCACUAUGUUGUUUUUCUGUAUUAGUUGUAGAACUUCACUGAAAUGAGAUACCUUUUGUUUAGUCACUUGCCUCAUGCCUUACAUGACGAUUCAAGGCACAUGCCUUGGUAAAAGUCAUUCAUAGAUAUUUCAUAACUAUUAAGAUAAUGCUUUCAGUGUUUUUUGGUCUGUUGCCUAACUGUUACUUUUGAGCAAAUUAACUGUCAAACCAAUUUCAGCCUUUCAAUAAAAAAGUUUUUUGUA
Gadus macrocephalus (Pacific cod) is the source of this 6142-nucleotide messenger RNA. It is a transcript of the gene lrrfip1a, whose product is annotated as leucine rich repeat (in FLII) interacting protein 1a. The transcript is spliced from 24 exons. NCBI's taxonomy places the organism in Eukaryota, Metazoa, Chordata, Actinopteri, Gadiformes, Gadidae. Gene Ontology annotation, biological process: regulation of transcription by RNA polymerase II. Bases 720 to 5687 code for a protein of 1655 amino acids. Gene Ontology annotation, molecular function: RNA polymerase II cis-regulatory region sequence-specific DNA binding; DNA-binding transcription factor activity, RNA polymerase II-specific. The record is from RefSeq and is a predicted model, not a curated record.